Stegodyphus dumicola is the source of this 889-nucleotide messenger RNA. Its product is annotated as mitochondrial amidoxime-reducing component 1-like. The record is from RefSeq and is a predicted model, not a curated record. Gene Ontology annotation, molecular function: pyridoxal phosphate binding; catalytic activity; molybdenum ion binding. Lineage: Eukaryota; Metazoa; Arthropoda; Arachnida; Araneae; Eresidae.
CUGUUGCCAUGUGGGAAAUUAUGAAAGAGAUGUCUCAGUUUAUUAAAAUAUUCAUUGAGUUAUCAGAAUUCAAGGUCCUUGUUGAAAUGUAUUUUGUGAUAACAGGAAAAUGUUACUUUCAGUUUAUCAACCCAUAGAUUUUCUUGAACUAACAUUCAGUCAUUCAACGUUUCCUUUUAUUUCCAUAGUGUUAGAAGGAUCACCGCUGUUCGCAGUUCGAAAAUAACGUUAUUAAGUUUUCAAAAUGGCACAAACUUGGAAAACCUAUGCUGCAGUAUCUGUUGUAGCACUGGGUGCAUUAGGGGUUUUUAUUUGGAGAAAGAAGAAAAGAACAUAUGUCAGGGUAGGGAAGAUUGCCAAAAUAUACUUUUUCCCUAUUAAGUCCAUGAAAGGAUAUGAAGUUUCACAAGGAAAAUGUACUAAAGCAGGAUUAGAAGUUAAUGGCCUCUUGGAUCGAGCUUUUAUGUUGAUAUCAGAAGAUGGAAUGCUUCUUUCUCAGCGUCAGGCACCUCGUCUUGCUUUAUUACCUGCCCCACAAAUCAGUGGAAAAUAUCUAUUACUUACCCAACCUUCAGGUCCAUCUGUAAAAGUUGAAAUCAAAGAUUCUCCAGCUUCUGAAGACAAAGUACUUGAAUGCCGGGUUCACACAGAUUCUGUUACAGUAGUUGACUGUGGGGAUGAAGUGGCAUCAUGGUUUCAGGUAUAUCUGGAAAAGCCUGGUGUUCGUUUGGUCCGUUAUUUCCCUUCGCUACCAGCAAGAAAAUACUUGAGGAAAGAUCCUUUUUAUUCUAAGCUAAAGAAAGAACAUCCAAUAGGACUGCAAGAUCUGGCUGCUAUUCAUUUGUUGUCUCAAGCUUCUAUCGAUGACUUGAAUUCAAGGAUAGAGGAU